Molecule: messenger RNA, 1237 nt
Organism: Brassica rapa (field mustard)
Lineage: Eukaryota; Viridiplantae; Streptophyta; Magnoliopsida; Brassicales; Brassicaceae
Product: RING-H2 finger protein ATL73
Biological process (GO): protein ubiquitination
Molecular function (GO): transferase activity
Source: RefSeq, a predicted model, not a curated record
UCAUUUAUGUACACAUAUUAGUUAUAAGACAGCUUAUACUACCUUUCUCGUGUUAAACUCAAAAGAAAAAAACCCCAACCAUGCACAAAGAAAGAUAAUUACAGAAAAAAAUUAUUGAGCUUUGAUAUCUCCAUGGAUUUAUCAAGAAUGGAAUUUAUUGGUCUUUGAUUUUCAGUUAGGAAUCAAAGGUCAACCUACAUGAAGAGAAGCUACCCUCCUACAUGAAGCAACUUGAGUCUCUCCUCUCGAUCCUCUUUGCAGUCCAAUUUGAACACAACCUGAAGCAAUAAGAAGAAUUUUGAAGGUGAGUUUCUGCAUUCGUUUCUGAAAGAUGGGCAGGUUUUUACUUGAGACGCAAGCAAGCUCGACAAUUUCAGCUACUGAUGCAAACCCUAGAACUUUGGGAGGCUCUAACAGCAACACCAAAGAUAUGGAUACCUUGGAUACAAACAUGGUGAUUAUCUUAGCGGCUCUUCUAUGCGCCUUGAUCUGUGCCCUUGGUCUCAAUUCAGUCUUGCGAUGUGUCUUGCGCUGCACAAGGAGAUCCACGCCUAACGAAGAUCCAACUCACUCCAACCCAAACGCAAACGUACCAAAGGGGAUCAAGAAACGGGAUUUGAAGCGGAUCCCCGUUGAUUCAUACAGCUCGGAGCUUAAGACAAAAGCCACAGAGUGUUUGAUCUGCUUAGGAGAGUUUGUGGACGGAGAAAAGGUUAGGGUUUUGCCUAAAUGUAACCAUGGCUUCCACGUGAAGUGCAUCGACACUUGGUUGCGGUCGCAUUCCUCUUGUCCUACUUGUAGACAACCACUCAUUCUACAUCGAACUCUGGCCGAUGGUUUCCUUCGGGAUGAUGACGGGACGGUCGCAGCGUAACACAGCGUCACUAGGAUAAUAUGGUGAUUGGUAAUGAGCCUGAUACGGCAUGCUUGCUUCGGAGUUUUUUUUUUGUAACUUUGCUUAAAUGGGGUUUGCUCAUUUAAUUUGGUCAUUGGUUGUUUGGUACAUAGUAAUAUUGUGUUUUUGUGAAUUAACGUACUCACUUACAAAUUAAGGGAGUUUCAUCCACAGUUAUUGCUCUGUAAUCUGUAAUCUAUAAUCUGUUUUCCGGGUUGGGUUUGUUUCUUUGUUGUGGGGAAUGUAAAACCAAAACUACAACAGGUUAUGAUCGAUUCGGUUCGGUCAGCCUUUAGUUCGGACAAAGUUCGAUUUUGAAUGAAAUAAAUGUAAAUAUGUUGA